This is a messenger RNA of Meloidogyne enterolobii, 1215 nucleotides long. Lineage: Eukaryota; Metazoa; Nematoda; Chromadorea; Rhabditida; Meloidogynidae. The record is from the annotation of a GenBank genome assembly.
AUGAUAAAUGAUGAAGAAGCUGAUAUUGCUGAAGAAAGAAAGAUUACAGUGAAGUAUAAUAGAAAAGGUUGGGAAGAAGAAAGUAGUGUUCCAGCUUAUGAAAUUGGUGCUGGUGUAGGAGGAAGUGGAACUGGUGGAGGAGGAACUGCUGGAGGUGGAAUGGAAAAACCGUCGAGAUUGGACACUCCUAUAAAUCAAAAUGUAAAUAAUGGUAAAAAUGAAGUUGUGGAAGGAGAAGCUGUUGAAAAUGAUAACAAGAAAAAGACUCGUUAUACUUCUCGUAUUGUUGGCCAAGACUUCACCGAUUCUGAAGAGAGUGGUGAUGAUGAGGAUGAAAUUGUGUCAGUUAAACGUCCAGCAAGUGAAGGACAACAAAAUGUGAUUUCCAACCAAAAAUCUGAUGGAGAAAAUUUGACAUCUUUUGUGCCUCAACCUGUACUUCCACCUGCAACCAUUUCCAGUAGCACUACAUUUGUUCCUCCUCCACGUUUGUCUGGUCAUCGUGCUGGUAUUCACAAGUUUAUGCAAGAGAAGGUUGAACAGAAAAAAAUGGAAGGAGCAACAACACAACAACAGCCAACCCCAUCUUCGCUUAAGCCAAAAAUAAAGCGUUAUCCUGUUAAUUAUUCGUCUGAUGAAUAUGAUGAGGAUGAUAAUAUAUUUAAUGAACAGCAAAAGCCAAGGGAGAAGGAGAAAAGUGUCGAGAAUAUUUUUGGUGGUGGACGUGUUGAACAACAAGGAAGAGGAGGAAUUAGCACAAACAACAAUUCAACUCCUAUGUUUAACUCAUCUCUUCCUUCACAACAACAGCAACAACCUCAACAACAGCCCACUUCUUCUACACGUCAUUUGUCAACAUUCUCAAGUAGUUCAAUAAAUCAGCAACAACAGAACAACAAUGCAAGUACUUUCAACUCACCUCAAAAGAACAUUAAAAUUGAUUCUGAAUGGUUACUUGUAGAUAAAGUUGAAUGGUUACGUAAUGAAGCUAAUAAACAAAAAAUGUCUCAUGAAAGUCGUCCUGAUGAGGGUUCUUUUAUCUUCCGCAAAGGAAACGAAGUUUUGGUGUUGACAGAAUCUGAUGAUAAAAUUCGAGCUUCCAAGCAUUGUGAUGGUAGAAUUAAGUGGGAUGCAUAUUUUCCUAAGACGGAAUGGAAAUUAUUUUCUAUAACUAUACUUGGACUUGUCUACUCGUUUAUGCUUCGCGGUGAGUGA